Messenger RNA from Seriola aureovittata, 1795 nucleotides. It is a transcript of the gene emc3, whose product is annotated as ER membrane protein complex subunit 3. The coding region runs from base 332 to 1117 and encodes 261 amino acids. Gene Ontology annotation, biological process: protein folding in endoplasmic reticulum. Lineage: Eukaryota; Metazoa; Chordata; Actinopteri; Carangiformes; Carangidae. The transcript has 9 exons. The record is from RefSeq and is a predicted model, not a curated record. Gene Ontology annotation, cellular component: EMC complex; membrane.
GCUGCAGUCCCGGUGACAGAGAUGCGGAUGAGCUGUAGAAGCAGAAAUCUGCUCUCAUCCCUAGAAUCAACACCACAGAGCAAUGGCCGCGGAAGGGAAUAUGAAAUGUUAAAGAUUGUUUCAUUCAUUUAACUACCUCUUACUGCGCAUUAUUUGCGUCUUUCACAGCAGGGAAGAGGACGCUGUAAGUGGUGGUCACUGCGCUAAGACGAUUGGCAGCUCCCACCGACUGUGACCCGGGCAUCAGGAAGAAGAUAGCCAGCUGGCUAACGUUAACAUUGGCGAACCAUAACCAUCAGCUGUAUUCAUCUGCGUUUUGCUAUCAGGCUGAAUGGCGGAGCCUGAGCUUCUGCUGGACUCCAAUAUUCGACUCUGGGUGGUGUUACCCAUUGUCUUCAUCACCUUCCUUGUUGGGGUGAUACGGCAUUAUGUCUCUAUUCUUCUUCAAAGUGACAAGAAGUUGACGUUAGAGCAGGUGUCUGACAGCCAGGUGCUUAUUCGGAGCAGAAUUCUCAGAGAAAAUGGAAAAUAUAUUCCCAAACAGUCCUUUUUGAUGAGGAAGUUCUACUUCAAUAACCAAGAAGAUGGAUUUUUCAAGAAGACCAAGAGAAAGGUUGUUCCACCCUCUCCAAUGACAGAUCCCAGCAUGCUGACGGACAUGAUGAAAGGCAAUGUCACCAACGUGCUUCCCAUGAUCCUCAUUGGAGGCUGGAUCAACUGGACCUUUUCAGGAUUUGUAACAACUAAGGUUCCCUUCCCUCUAACUCUUCGCUUCAAGCCCAUGCUGCAGCAAGGAAUUGAGCUGUUGUCACUGGAUGCUUCCUGGGUGAGCUCAGCGUCAUGGUAUUUCCUGAACGUGUUUGGACUACGAAGCAUGUACUCAUUAAUUCUUGGCCAAGAUAAUGGUGCAGAUCAGUCGAGGAUUAUGCAGGAGCAGAUGAGUGGUGCCGCCAUGGCCAUGCCUGCGGAUACAAAUAAAGCUUUCAAGGCUGAAUGGGAGGCACUGGAGCUGACUGACCAUCAGUGGGCACUGGAGAGUGUAGAGGAGGAUCUGAUGAGCAGGGAACUGGACUUCGAUGGCAUGUUUAGCAAGGAGCUGCCAAGUGGUAUCUUCUAAAGGCCUGGUCACUUCUUCUUGGCCUAUUGGAGCCUUCAAUUUGAAUUUUGAACACAGAGAUGGGACAAAUCCCUCCAUGUUAUGCAAAGUUUACAGUCACUUAUUUGUGGUCCUCGUCUUUCCACAUGUAUUACCUUUUCAUUCCUUUCCAUAAAAUAUCUGAAAUGACUUCAAAUACACUGGUUCUGCUGCUGUUUCAUGCAUACUGGAAAGCACUGCUUUGUUUUUUCACCUUUGAAACAAGGAGAUGUUUGGGAGAAACUAAGUUGCUUUUUGCUUAUUGAAAUGUAUUAUUACUAGCUUUCAACUGUAUGCCAUCAUAAUGCUGUUAGGUUAUAGAAUGUGAACUACCUAGUGCUUCUUUUGUCUUGUGUUAUACACAGCUAGAUUAGCUGUCUCCAUUUUCACAUGUACGGUCAUGUUAAACAACUAGAACACAGUACCAUUUUACAGGUGAGAAUGAUGCUUAAUUAAACUUUAACAAUCAUAAAAAAACAUGUUAGUUAGAUCAUAGAUAGAGCUGUUCUGCAUCACCUGCCCUAAAGUUGGAACUAGACCAAGAAUUAAUUUUUGAGUAUGUUUGUGUGAUUGAAAUAUUGUUUUUAAAGUAUGUAGACAGUUUAUUUUUUAAUGUAACUCCCCUGUGUUUUGUACAGUAUAAAGCCUGUUUUGACUAAA